AACUGUGACGAGCAGUCUUUGCAAUUUUCUCCGUCUUACAGUUAGUGUGAUGUGUAAAAUCGACACUGUGAGGUUGAUUUUGAGCGAAGCUUGUUCUUUUUUUGGUGAAAGAUGGAAUUGAGUGAUGCGCUUAAUUGUGGUGUCAGAGUGAAAGAUGAACAUAGUGAUAUGUCGCUGAUCGAGGAUAAUUCGGACGUAACUGAUGAGAAACCAGAUCUCAAAAACUUCCAACUCUUGCCAUUACUUAAACAAAAAUCAACCCACACGCUUCGAAAUUGUGACAAAAAUUAUGAAAGCGAUCUUGAUGACAAAAUGAAAAUAGUUUUUGAAUGUCAAGAUGUGAAGCCCAACAUUAAUUUAUCAAAAGUUAAAAAAUCUGACAAUGAUUUUCAAAAUCACUUGCGGAAUGUCAAAGAUAUCGAUGGUAAUACAACUCAAGACAACUUUAAAAUAAAACCCGUGGGUGAAGUUAAACAAGAAUUUGUUAAUAAUGUGGAGGAAGAAUCAAAUUUGAAGUUCGACCGUAAAUUUGUUGAACAGAAUAAAAAGAGAAGAAUUACAAAAAAACCCAAGAAAGAUCAUAACCUCAAAAAACACACCAAUCCGGCUCAUCGCGAUACCUUGCCUACUUGUGGUAUAUGCGGAAAGAAGAGCACAACAAAGGGUAAUCUCAAAAAACACAUCGACUCGAUGCACAGUGGUAUCAAACAUGAGUGUGAUGUAUGUGGCAAGACAUUUUCAUUAAAAAAUAAUCUUAAAGUCCACAUUGAUGCAGUGCAUAAUGGUAUCAAGUAUCCAUGUGCUAUUUGUGGGAAACAUUUUUCAACAAAGAAUUAUCUAAAAAGACACAUAAAUUCGGUGCACAAUAAAAUAAUUCAUGCAUGCGAUACAUGCGGAAAGAAAUACUCACGCAAGGGUGAUCUCAAGAAACACACCGACGUGGCGCACAAUGGUGUCACUUUUGCAUGUGAUAUUUGCAGAAAAAAAUAUGCAUAUUAUUCCAGUCUUAAAUACCACAUUGAUACGGUACAUAAUAAAAUUAUUCAUGAAUGUGAUAUUUGCGGAAAGAAGUACUCAAAGAAGAGGGAUCUCAAGAUACACAUCGUUACGGUGCAUAAUGAUGUUAGACAUGCAUGUGAUAUUUGCGGAAAAAAAUACUCCCAGAAGAGGUGUCUCAAGAGACACAUCGAUGUGGCGCACAAUGGUGUCACACAUACUUGUGAUAUAUGCAAAAAGAAAUUCUCCACCAGAGGUAAUCUAAAAAUUCACAUCGAUUCGGUGCACAACGGUGUCACACAUAUUUGUGAUAUAUGCAAAAAGAAAUUCUCCACUCGCGGUAAUCUAAAAAUUCACAUCGAUUCGGUGCACAAGGGUGUCAGACAUGCAUGCGAUAUUUGUGGCACGACAUUUUCACAAAAGAGUAAACUCAAAAACCACAUUGAAUCAGUCCAUAAUAAUGUCAAACAUGCAUGCGACAUAUGUGAAUUGAAAUUCACCUUUAAGCGUAAUCUCAAAGUUCACAUCGAUGCAGAUCACAAUGGUAUCAGCCAUGCAUGCAAUGUGUGCAAAAAAACGUUUAAACAUAAGAAUAAUCUGACUAGGCACGUUCAAUCAGCGCAUAAUCGUGUCAGACAUUCACGUGAUAUUUGCGGAAAAAAAUAUACAAUAAAGUGUAAACAUAAAGCCCCCGUUAAUUCAGUGCAUCACUCACUCAUUUCAACUUGAUGAACAAAUCAAA
This is a messenger RNA of Trichogramma pretiosum, 1738 nucleotides long. RefSeq names its product zinc finger protein 160-like. The transcript has 3 exons. Gene Ontology annotation, cellular component: nucleus. Gene Ontology annotation, biological process: regulation of transcription by RNA polymerase II. Lineage: Eukaryota; Metazoa; Arthropoda; Insecta; Hymenoptera; Trichogrammatidae. The record is from RefSeq and is a predicted model, not a curated record. Gene Ontology annotation, molecular function: DNA-binding transcription factor activity, RNA polymerase II-specific; RNA polymerase II transcription regulatory region sequence-specific DNA binding. Bases 112 to 1725 code for a protein of 537 amino acids.